Molecule: messenger RNA, 327 nt
Organism: Entamoeba dispar SAW760
Lineage: Eukaryota; Evosea; Mastigamoebida; Endamoebidae
Exons: 1
Coding region: 1-327 (108 amino acids)
Molecular function (GO): GTP binding
Source: RefSeq, a predicted model, not a curated record
AUGAAACAAACUAAGUUACUUGUUAUGGGACAUACUGGUCAUGGUAAAAGUUCACUUGGUAAUUUUAUUCUUAAAAAGAAUGUGUUUAGUGUUAGUGUUAAUCCUAAUUCUGAAACCAAUGAAACAAAAGGAUAUUCCGGAACAGGUGAUAGAAGUGAUAUACUUGUUAUUGAUACACCUAGUUUUAACGAUUCUAAAGGUCCAGAAAGUCAAAGAGAAUAUAUGAAUCAAAUGGUAGAUUAUAUUAAAAAAGAAGGAGAAGGACUCCAAGCCAUUGUUGUUGUAUUAAAUUUUAAUGAGGAUAGAUUUCAGAAAAUAUUAAAAUAA